CUACAAUCCGGGAUUGUUAUACUGAUGCUGGUAGCUUGCAAGGCUUCAGGAGAGCUAUUAGGAGUUACAGGUGAGAAAAUGUGUACCAUCUUCAUUGUGAAAGUCUUCUCUUACCAUAUCAUAUACCGUACAGUACGACGCAUGCAAAAUAUUGUUCACAUGUACUCAGGUGAGUCAACGCUAUCUGAUAAUUUGUAAUGAGACAGCAUUAUGUUGUACCUUUUGGUUCUGUCACGUUACAGAUAAAAUCAAAGAACCCAACUAUGAGAAUUGAUAAGUCAUUCUUAUAUCUCCCAAACGUCUACAAACUAACGUAUCAGUCAUCUUUCUUAGAAAUCACUUCCCUAUUGAGAUUUUAUGGUUGAUCUUAUGUUAGUUUAACAUUCUUCAGCUGCUAGAGUCUAAAUAGUUCAGCUUUCUCUAUUAAGUUCACAUGGAUCUUGUAAUUCUAUUUUUUCAUAGUGGUGUUUGCAUCUAUGUAUCCUUUGCAUACAUUGGUCCUUGCAUUUUCUCAUUUUGUCAUGUUUCAGAAUUGCAUUUCUUUUUUAACAUGCGUACUUUUUUUUCCUUCUUUGGGGUUAAGUCUAAAUGCCAUCUGUCACGAUAAGAAAUUUUGUGCUACAUUUAGUGCGCAAUGUCGUACAAGAUUAAGGAUAUCGUCAGACCCCAGCCUGUACGUAUUUGGUAUCAACAAAUUUAGUACAGAAAUUUUAAUGAUCUUUUCCAAAUAAUUUAAUACUUGAAGUAAAAAGUAGGGUAAUACUAGAAAACCACCAAGCUGGCGGCAAUACUCAACAAGAAAGUAUUUGGCCUUAAGCAAACGAAAACUGGGGUUAGAAUAGAUGUUUGACAUUGGAACAAAGGAGUCUUUUUUUACACAGAAUCAUACGUUUAUCGCAAACAAUUAUUUGUAUGAUAAACAGGGUUAUACUCCUCAAAGUUAAAAUUGUUAUAUACAAAUUUUUUACAGAUUUGGGUAUUAAAGUAUCGUGACAUGGGAGCUCGGUGGUAAUUCCGAGCCAUGGAUGUUGUGUUGUGUGUUGUCCAUAUCACGCACGUGGGUGGAGUUUUAACGAUAGGUACAUUUUAUCGCUGGAGCAGGCUUAUCUCAGUAACUUGUAGACGGCUUGUGGAGUAGUACAGUCUUGGUACUACGAAGUCGGUACAAAGGGUCAGAGGUGGUCUAGUCACCAGGAUUCGCCUUCCCACCACUACUUGUAUCGUGACUAAUAACCUAAAGAGUAUCCGUCUGGCUGAACUCUGCCUCGCUGCAGAUAAAGAAAUCAUCAUCAUUAUGACACAAUUGGUGCAAGAUGGACUUCGAUACGGCGCGGAAUGAACGAACAUUUUUGAGAUCACAAUAGCUACAUGACUAUGUUUUUUAUAAUGUCUCUUUUCAGACGAAGAAUAUGCCACUCAACCACCAGUAUUUCAUUUUGAUGAUUACGACACAUGCAUGAUGUUAAAGAAGAAAUUGUAUUGUUACGUAAACUUUGAACUUAAGCCAACAAACAGAGAGAAACCAUCUCCAGUAUGGAAUACUAUUGAGGUAAUUUUAUCAGUUGGCCUAAUUCCAUCAUUACUAAAACACUAUCCAACGUUGGACUGAAUAUGGUUGCUUUCCGUAUAUACUAAUCAUGACCAACCGCAUACAACGUUGUUUCACGCUUUUCAGCAACUCAGUAUGAUGUGCUCAAAGAGGAGACAAUACGGACAAAUGUAAUCUACAAAUAGUAUUUAUGUCUAUUUGUGGUUGGCAGUUGUCAGAGUGUGUUUGCGCACUAGUUAAUGUUAUAAGUUAUAAGUAACCCUGCUGAAGUGAGAUAUCUUGAUCUGUAACUACUAAUUUUAGAAAGUUAGCUCAAAGAAAAUACACUAUAGGCAUGACCUCUUGAGGCAUUUCAUAUGUGUUCCAACAACAUGCCCGAAAAUAACAGUAUUAAAUGAGACUGAUCCCAAGUUUAAGAUGGAAGUAGGUGCUUGUCUUAGUGAAAAAUACCAGUACCUGGGUUUGAAGGGCGAAGUUACGGAGAUCGCAUGUAAAACCUCUAUCUAUACUCACCAGACGGAUCAUGUGGACUAUAUAGUUUUAGGUAUACUAGUUACCUAUAUGUUGUGGGUAACGUUUGCUUCGCUGUAUGAUCUUUGUAAGAGAUACGAUACUCCAGAAAACUACAAAACGUUUGCUACGUCUUCAGCUGGCACUAUGAUAACUGCCUUUUCCGUUCCUAGCAAUUGGACAAAGUUGAAAAGCGAGAACAAGUCACCAGCAGCUGAAAAACUUAAGUGUGUUCAAGGAAUUCGAGUUUACAUGACUUUUUUGGUUAUCCUGGUACACACGCUUUUAUCUGUAACUGGGAGUCCGAUUGCCAAUACCAAGUUCAUCGAAGAGGCAAAUGAUAGAAAAGACCUUUUGGGUGAGUUUUCCAAAAGAGGUGUCUACAUACUAUCGUUUCAUUUUAUGAUGUCGACAUGGAUGUUAAUAGUAUCAAUGUUGGCCAGAGCAGACAGGAAAGAGCCACUAACUAUAGAUUUUAUUGUUAAAUCUAUCAUUAAGAGAUACGUGAGACUUAUCUCAGUUCUGCUAGUUAUUAUAGGACUAUUUGCGACAUGGUUCAGGCAACUUCCGUAUGGUCCCCUGUGGAUUGGUCCUUGCGAGGAAGCUGAAAGAUGUAGACAGAACUGGUGGACUAACGUUUUGUUUAUUCAAACUUGGGUGAAUCGAUACUAUAUGUGUCACAUCGUUAGCUGGUACAUAGGAGUAGAAAUGCAGUUUUAUAUAAUAUCCUUAGUCCUUAUAACGCUCCUAAUUAAGAUGGGAAGAAGCAAAAUUCCCUACGUUAUUUGUGUGCUACUUAUCCUCAGCAUACUUGGAGCAUUUUGGGACCAUUACAGACAUGGUUAUCCAUCCAGUCUGGCUGCUAAUCCUGAGGAUGUAUACCGUCUGCAAUUCAACAAGCAACCGCAAUGGCACGAUCAUUUUUCAAGCUUUAUUGGAAACUUUUCGGGAUCCCUACUGGGUAUUCUAUUUGGAUACAUUUUAUAUAUGUAUGGCAGACAAAGAAUAUUUACCAGUUCGAUACAUGAAUACAUCUGGUGGGUGCUAUCAGUUGGAACUUUGACAGUGGUAGCCUCUUUGCCAUUUUUUGUUGACGUUGAUCGCUCCCCAGCAACGUCUGCUUUGUGGGUUGCCCUGACCAGACCACUAUUUGCUUUCGGAAUAGGCAUCCUCAUAUUAGGCAUGUCUGAAGGGCUCGGAGGUGUAAUCAAGUGGGCAUGUGAAUGGAGCCCUACAUAUUAUCUGGCCAAGCUAUCUUACACAGUCUACAUAGGACACCCAAUUCUACAACAUAUUAGGAUAGGGUUAAUGAGACAUCCAGUUCAUAUAGAUGAAGUAACAAUGAUUAUUAUUCUAUUAGCUGAUAUAGCAGCAGCAUUCAUAUUCGCCCUACUGCUAACGUUGCUGUUCGAAAUGCCUUUCAAUGAACUAGCCAACAUGAUGUUCCGAACGAAAAGAAUCUCAGAAAGUGAUAAGAAGAAGUAAUAACUUAUUAUAUGUUCAUAGUUCUAAAUGUAUUUUUGUUACGAAAUAAACCAAUUUUUUUGAAAAUGAG
This is a messenger RNA of Acanthoscelides obtectus, 3614 nucleotides long. The record is from the annotation of a GenBank genome assembly. NCBI's taxonomy places the organism in Eukaryota, Metazoa, Arthropoda, Insecta, Coleoptera, Chrysomelidae.